AACACACACACACAAGGGAGUGAGGGAGAGGAGUGAGAUUGUGCUAUAUUUAGACUUCUCGGUCUUUGAAAUGCAAAGGGUGUGUUUACGCUCUGAGGUAAAAAUUAUCUUCCAAAAUGCGGGUAUACAACAGACGUUUCUAUGACCACGAUUCUGAAUUCGGAUCAGUUCACGGAAUGGGAUGACAAGGAAUGACAAUGUAGGCUACUUGUGAUGACCAACAGUUCAUGCAAAUAUGCCUUUACAGUGAAUCUCCACAAGGUGGCGCGUAUGUAUUUCACGUGCGUCAUUGUUGCAGCCUCGUUCCAUGCAUGCACCUGCUCCUUUUUUGUGCUGAGGUAGUACCAAGUUUUUAUCAGGUCAAAACUGUACAUUCAGAUUCUCCAAUGAUACCAAUGGUUUUCAGAACUAGGCAGAAAUCACACCUUCAUGUCUGAUAUCUGCUUGCAGUAAUCUGCAUGUUUAGCCUAACUGGCUUGGAUAGACUACAACCUUAUUCUGACCAUUCAAGUCAUGCCAAUUAUGUCCAAUAUGCGCCAUAAAUGAAAGCAAUGCAAUGAAAGUAUUGUGAGGACAUUGAUGUAUAUGUUCGGAUAGUGGUUUUCAGUGCCGCGUUGAGUUGAGGCACAUGCUUUCUGCUGCUCCCGCCCCUUCUCCGUCUAAGCGCCAGUCGGCAGCGGUACAGUAUGUGACGUCACCGUACAAAAUACCGGGAGCAGGUUGACCGCUUGUAAACAAUAACAGAGCGACUUCGUUCGGCAGAGCAGGCUGCAGAGGACUGAGGUGUAUGCGGGAAUAGUUUAUCAACGACACCGGAUGCUUUUGACUUGAUAAAUCUAUUUGGUUUAGUCAACUGCACAAUUGAAAGGAAUGGCCUGUCUGAUGGCAGCCUUUUCAGUGAACAAUACUACGGUGACCAACUCCAUCAUAAUGAACACCAACGGGCCACCUGACUUAAUGCUGGAUCCUAGGACUGUGUGUGUGUCCAUUGAUGACAUGGUGUCCAACCAUGUAGGAGGUCAGCACACGCCUCUGUUGCACGGGCACCUCAAGAAAGUGGAGAAUAACCUGACAGAAGCGCAGAGAUUCUCCUACCUUCCACGCAGACCAGCGGUCAACAUCGAGUUCAAAGACCUCUCGUACUCGGUCCCCGAGGGACCAUGGUGGAGAAAGAAAGGUUACAAGACCCUCCUGAAAGGGAUCUCUGGGAGCUUCACCAGCGGGGACCUGGUGGCCAUCAUGGGCCCCUCAGGAGCCGGCAAGUCUACCCUGAUGAAUAUCCUGGCAGGAUACAGGGAAACGGGCAUGAAAGGAGAGAUUCUGAUCAAUGGACAGCCUCGCGAUCUGCGCUCCUUCCGGAAAGUCUCUUGCUACAUUAUGCAAGAUGAUAUGCUCCUUCCUCAUCUAACUGUACAGGAGGCCAUGAUGGUGUCUGCUAAUCUUAAACUCCAGGAAAAGGAGGAGGGGAGGAGAGAGAUGGUGAGGGAGAUCCUUACCGCUCUGGGCCUUCUUGAGUGUGCCAAAACACGGACGUCCAACCUCUCAGGUGGACAGAGGAAGCGUCUGGCCAUCGCCCUGGAGCUCGUCAACAACCCACCUGUCAUGUUCUUUGAUGAGCCCACCAGUGGUCUGGACAGCUCCUCGUGCUUCCAGGUGCUCUCGUUGAUGAAGGCUCUGGCCCAGGGCGGCCGCACCGUCAUCUGCACCAUCCACCAGCCCAGUGCCAAGCUGUUCGAGCUUUUUGACAAGCUGUAUGUCCUAAGCCAGGGCCAGUGCAUAUACAGGGGGAGGGUGUCCAGCCUGGUGCCCUACCUCAGGGACCUUGGCCUCAACUGCCCCACAUACCACAACCCAGCCGACUUUGUGAUGGAGGUGGCCUCGGGCGAGUACGGGGACCAGACGGCCCGCCUGGUGAAGGCCGUGCAGGAGAGGAAGUGUGAGAAGGACUACAAAAGCGAGAUGAACGGGAACGGCCCUCUCAACCCCUUCCUGUGGCACAGGGUUUCAGAUGAGGACUCGUCCUCUUCCGAGGGCUGCCACAGUUUCUCAGCCAGCUGCAUGACGCAGUUCUGCAUCCUCUUCAAGAGAACGUUCAUCAGCAUCCUGCGCGAUUCGGUGUUGACGCACUUGAGAAUCAUGUCUCACAUCGGCAUCGGCAUCCUGAUUGGGCUGCUCUACCUGGGGAUUGGCAACGAGGCGAAGAAGGUGUUGAGUAACUCUGGCUUCCUUUUCUUCUCCAUGCUCUUCCUGAUGUUCGCCGCCCUCAUGCCCACCGUGCUGACCUUUCCUUUGGAGAUGGGUGUGUUUCUGCGUGAGCAUUUAAACUACUGGUACAGCCUAAAGGCCUACUAUCUGGCAAAGACCAUGGCUGAUGUUCCUUUUCAGGUGGUGUUCCCGGUGGCAUACUGCUCCAUAGUCUACUGGAUGACCUCUCAACCCUCGGACGCCGUCCGCUUCAUCCUCUUCCUGUCCCUGGGGACGCUGACCUCCCUGGUUGCCCAGUCCCUGGGCUUGCUGAUAGGCGCUGCGUCCACCUCUUUACAGGUGGCGACGUUUGUCGGUCCAGUGACAGCAAUUCCAGUGUUGCUGUUUUCUGGCUUCUUCGUCAGUUUUGACACGAUACCGGCAUACCUCCAAUGGAUGUCGUACAUUUCAUAUGUCAGGUACGGCUUUGAGGGGGUCAUCUUGUCCAUCUAUGGUCUGGACCGGGAGGACCUUCACUGCGAAAAAGACGAGAUCUGUCACUUUCAGAAAUCCGAGGCCAUUUUGAAGGAGCUGGACGUUGAGGACGCCAAGCUCUACCUGGACUUCAUUGUGCUGGGCAUCUUCUUCAUAACCCUGCGCCUCUCUGCCUACUUCGUCCUGCGCUACAAGAUCAACGCCGAGAGAUAGACAGGGCAGGAGAGGGCAGGAGUGGUCACAGAGUGGGCACAGAGUGGGCACAGAAUGGAGCGUUGAGAGGCAGACGGACAACAAGAGGAUGCCUUUGAUAUAGGGAAGACAAAAAACUCAAGGAGGCCAUCCUUCCCUUAACAUAGCAUGACCUCAAACCUUGCACACACACACACACACACACACACACACACACACACUGCAUAUAUAUGAGCCUGACGUCGGGGAGACAGCACACAGAGAGCCCAGGGGGUUUCCUUGUGCAUGCUGUCUGCUUUUGGGUUUUGGGCAGGGCAGUCUGAAGCACAUCUCAUAGUGACCGGUCCGGCUGGGCACGGCGGUCUCGGCAGAGCGUCCACAGAGUCUGUGAUGAAUGUGACAUAGUAAACUUGUGCAAUGUGUCCUCUGCUGCCCCGUGUGGUUGAUUGUGAAGCGGAGGACUUAUGCACUUUUCACUGAACUCCCCCAUCACCCCUAAACAAAAAUGGGAGCUCCCUCAGUCUGUUUAGGGUUUGUGCAUAAGUAUAGGACUUUCUCUUUGUCUUGAAUGCUAGGUAAGGCAGUAGUGUUUAUCUCUGUCUCGUGUCUGUGGAUGAAUACCACAAGGGAUGGGGCAGGACCACAGUAGGGGAGAGCUGGACUCUUCUCGGUCAGAUAAACCUUUAGGCAAAACUCUAAAGACAGUAACAGCCAUCAGAUCACACACUGGUCAUGAUGGCACAAUAGACUUGUCUGGAAACCAAAUCAGCAACGAACAAUCAAAAUGAAAUCUGCCUGAGUGUAUGAAUACAUGGCAUGGUCUUUUUAUAGUUUGGUUCAUAGCACAAAGCUUUAAAAGUCCUAAAAGUCUUCAGGGCCAGAUAAACAGUGAUCCAGAGAGUAGUGAAUGUAUAAACAAGUAUCUCUGUUGACUUGCUGCAACCUGAUGAUAAAGCUCACUUCUUUACUCAGGGUGCCAGAUUUGCGUAGAUUUGCGAACGCAGCGUUAUCAGCGCCAUGGCCAACCCGCAGAAAGCGUACGCUGUGCUUCUUCAUUUUACGUGGUAUUUAUCAAACCUGCCAUUCAUUGGGUAAUCAGCGCCUUUCUCCACCCCCCUACCACAAUUUGCAAAUGUUUACAACUGAACGCCAUACUUCAAUCACAAGCGCAGUUGGAUGAGGUUAACUGAUGACAACAUUAAAAGGAAUCAAAUGUUUAACCAUCAUGAAAUAAUACAAUACAUGAUAAGAUGUCAACAAGCAGGGAGAUAAUGAAGAGCAGUGGUUCUACUCAAACUACUUGUGCAUGUAGGCUGUGGAAGAUCUAGCAAGUAGGGAAGUUUAAGUGGAUGACGUGAAAGUGAAAGUAAGACAUUCGAAAGGCCAGCAAAAGUUAAGGUUGCUUUUGAUAAAGUACAAAGAUGCAAAACUAGUGCUCUGAGUAACGAUUCUGUUGUCUUUGAAAGUUUUUCUUAUUGACUCAUUUAACUGCAAUUUGGAUUAACACCUGCUUUUACAAGGCGGAAAUAUUUCACCGCAAAAAAGAAGUAGGCUUUCAUGGACAGGGGAAUACCUAAUUAGGCGCAUUUUACUUUUUACACAAAACUCCCUCUUUCCCCUGACCCUCCUAUGAAUGCAUAUGCAUGACACGGAAAAGUGCAAAUUGCCAUUCUCGGCUCCUGUGACAGGCAGUCUGUGGUUUUACCCAAGUGCGGCCUGUUUGUACAUACCACGCCAUGUUUUUAUGUGCACGUUGCGACAAAAAUACGCCUCAAGUGGGUGCAAAAGCGAUAGUACAUCUGCCCCUCAGUCUUUCUAAGGAACAAAACUUAUUUAGGAAUGCAAUUUGUAUGCAUUAUUUCAUAAUGGCUUAUGCACUGCAUAUCAGUGAGAUGUCACACAUUGUCUUGAAUAAAGACUUUUUGAGUGAUUUGUACCAAGUGGGAGGGUGCAAAAUUACUCAUCACACGGGUCCAAAUGAAUUCCCCUCUUUAUUUCAGUCGGUUUCCUGGUGAAAUUAUGUGGCAGCUUGUUUAUUUUCCAUAUUCGUGCUUCAUAUUUGUUUUUGUUUUUUGUUUACUUUAGUUAAAGGAAAAUUAACGCUGAUCAGACUUGUAAACCUCAAGAGUAUUUGGAAAUACCAAUUUUGGGAAAACAAAAACUAAAAACGAACCACCAAUUAAUAAAUCAUCACAAAAACAGCAGUACUGAACUAAAAAUUGUCACAUACUGGUCAAACAAAGCUUGCUUAUUUCUACAGUGGUUUACAACUGUGGUCAGGAAUUUUUUUCUUUUUAUAUGUCUUUUUUAUUUCACUGUUCCACACUGCCUUUGUGAUAAGCAUCUAUCACAACAAAAAGACUGAGCCCAUGGAUUUUGAAUUCUUUAAUUAAGUUAAUUUCAGCCCAACAAUGUCUCUUACAUUGAUUUAAGUGUUUAUGUUGUGCUAUGUUUGAGUCAUCAAUCAAACGACUGACGUCAUGCUAGCAGGGAAUAUUAGGGUGUAGUGGGUAAAGUUGAACUGAUUCACCCUUCAUCCUCUUAUGAGAGAAUACACUGAUGAUUUGUGUUGUGAUUUUUGUAUAUCUUUUCAUUGCAUAAUUAAGGGAUGGCCUGUGUCAUCUUCUGUGACUUGACAGGCCAGUGUCUUUCAAAUAUAAUUAGUUGUCUGCAUAAUCUUCUCCAAUUGAUGAAAUGGAUUUCCAUGUAAACAUAAGAUAUACACCAUUAAGCAAGCAUCAAUGCAAACGUCUAGAGUGUGCUUCUGCUAAAUAUGAUGAGGAUGUUUUUUUAUUUGUGUGUGAUAUGUUACGAUCUUACCUACACUGUCUCCUGCUGUAUUUAUUUAGGUCCCCAGAACUUUACUGUGAAAAUAUUGCAAUGUUAUCUCACAUGUAAGCUGUAACUGCAGUGUUAUGAAUCUGAUGAGUACUCCUUUCUAUAUCCUUUACUGUGGACCUGUUCAAAUCAAGAUUUAAUACCAUGUACAGUACUUUUAUGCAUAAAUCACUCCUGGGCAUGGGCUCAAUCAGAACUCACAAAGGAGUAUCUUAGGAUAUGGGGCAUUAUUUUUGUCAUUGGUUUCCCUUCCAUAGUUUCCCUUUGUUUAAACUGGCUCAAUGAAAAAAAAAAGACAAAAGCAUUUUGUCCCACUUGAGCACUGUCUAGGAUGCUGUAUUUUAUUAUUAUUUUGUUUUCAGGUGUUCAAAUAUGGGAUUCAUAUAAAUUCUGGACAUUUUACGUAAGCUAAAACUGUGAUGUUAUUUCUCUGUAGAGUAAUUAAUAAAUAUAUGAUAUUUUCCAAA
Molecule: messenger RNA, 6176 nt
Organism: Alosa alosa (allis shad)
Lineage: Eukaryota; Metazoa; Chordata; Actinopteri; Clupeiformes; Clupeidae
Gene: abcg1
Product: ATP-binding cassette, sub-family G (WHITE), member 1
Exons: 15
Coding region: 871-2892 (673 amino acids)
Biological process (GO): cholesterol homeostasis
Cellular component (GO): plasma membrane
Molecular function (GO): ATP hydrolysis activity; ABC-type sterol transporter activity; ATP binding
Source: RefSeq, a predicted model, not a curated record